This is a messenger RNA of Lepisosteus oculatus (spotted gar), 2213 nucleotides long. RefSeq names its product calcium channel, voltage-dependent, gamma subunit 2a (gene cacng2a). Gene Ontology annotation, cellular component: AMPA glutamate receptor complex; voltage-gated calcium channel complex; postsynaptic density membrane. Gene Ontology annotation, biological process: postsynaptic neurotransmitter receptor diffusion trapping; positive regulation of synaptic transmission, glutamatergic; neurotransmitter receptor transport, postsynaptic endosome to lysosome. Lineage: Eukaryota; Metazoa; Chordata; Actinopteri; Semionotiformes; Lepisosteidae. The record is from RefSeq and is a predicted model, not a curated record. Gene Ontology annotation, molecular function: channel regulator activity; voltage-gated calcium channel activity.
CCCACACCCCACACCCCUCUUUUUUUCCGUCUGGCAUUUGUCCUUUUAAGUUUUCAAAUAUUUAUUUCCUGUACGUCAAGAGGAAAGGGGGUUCCCCUUUCAUGGAAUGCGGCAGUAUGGGCCUCUUUGAUCGGGGGAUUCAGAUGCUGCUAACGACGGUGGGGGCCUUCGCCGCCUUCAGCCUGAUGACCAUCGCCGUGGGCACGGACUACUGGCUGUACUCGCGCGGCGUGUGUAAAACCAAGUCGGUCAGCGAGAACGAGACCAGCAAGAAGAACGAGGAGGUCAUGACCCACUCGGGACUGUGGAGGACUUGCUGCUUAGAAGGAAAUUUUAAAGGGCUGUGUAAACAGAUAGACCACUUUCCUGAGGACACAGACUACGAAGCAGACACAGCAGAGUACUUCUUACGUGCAGUACGUGCCUCCAGCAUCUUCCCCAUUCUGAGCGUCAUCCUGCUGUUCAUGGGGGGGCUGUGCAUCGCAGCCAGCGAGUUCUACAAGACGCGGCACAACAUCAUCCUCAGCGCCGGCAUCUUCUUCGUAUCGGCAGGACUGAGCAACAUCAUCGGGAUCAUCGUGUACAUAUCAGCCAACGCGGGGGACCCCUCCAAGAGCGACUCCAAGAAAAACAGCUACUCCUACGGCUGGUCCUUCUACUUCGGGGCCCUGUCCUUCAUCAUCGCCGAGAUGGUGGGGGUGCUGGCUGUGCACAUGUUCAUCGACCGGCACAAGGAGCUGCGGGCGGGGGUCCGCUCCACCGACUACCUGCAGAGCUCGGCCAUCACUCGCAUCCCCAGCUACCGAUAUCGCUAUGGCAGGCGCAGUCGCUCCAGCUCCCGGUCCACGGAGCCCUCGCACUCCCGGGACACCUCCCCCGUGGGGCUCAAGGGCUUCAACACCCUCCCCACCACCGAAAUCUCCAUGUACACGCUGACGCGGGACAUGAAGCCCGCGACCACCCCGACGGCCACAUACAACUCGGAGAGGGACCAUAACUUUCUGCAGGUGCACAACUGCAUCCAGAAGGACCUGAAGGACUCCUCACACACCAACACAGCCAACCGACGCACCACCCCCGUAUGAGGGAGCGAGGGAGGAACGGGGAGAGGAGAGCCCGGAGGGUGGAGAGGGAGGGGGGCCGGGACGGGACACUGCGAGGGAGAAAGGGGGAAAAGGGAAGGAGAGGGGGGGAGACGAGGAGCCCAGAUGUGACGACAAAAAAAGGCAAAGCUGAUAGAAGAAAAAAAAUAUAUAUUACCAAUUCCAUGUUGAGGAAAAAAAAAAGUAUAAAAGAUCUAAAAAAAUGCAUGAUUUCCCAUCUACCAUUACUUAAAGAAUUUUAUAAAGAGACGGACUGGUUCCAGGUUUGGGCCUAGUGGUUGAGAUUUUGGAAUUGUGAUAGGGCUGGGCUGGGAAAAAAAAGGGGGGAGGGUGCUUUCAGUUCUGUGUUUGUAAAGUUGGGUGGGGGUACGGGUUUUUUGAAGAGGGGGACGGAAGCUUAAUGUUUAUUUUUUUUAUUAUGCGGUUUGUUUUUUGGCUUCGUCUUUUCGCUGCUCUCUCCUCAACUCAGACGGGGCUACAGCUUCUCCUCCCCACCCCUGACUUACGUGUUUUAUUUCUUUCUUUUUUUUUUUUGGUCUUCUGCAUUAAACUGUGAAAUGAAACGCCGUGGGGAUUAAAACUCUGCAAAAUCUUCAAUGUGAAACGUACGAGCUACAUGUACCUGAUGGACGGAGACUCACCAAGGCCGCAGUGAACAAUCAAAAGGACUCGCUUGCUCGUUGGGACUGAAGUCGAAAGGAAAAAAACAAAACAUAAACUAAAAGUGACAGCCCACCUUGGCGCAGCCGUGGUGGGUGGAAACAAAAUGCCACUGACAGCAAAUAUUAGACAAAUUCUAUUCUUUUAAAAGAAACUUCUCUUUUUGUACCCUUUGUCUUCGCUCUUUUUACUCGUCGUUGGUAGGAGUGCGGCCUCGACCUCAGUUAGGUUUCCGUUACCGACGAACGGGCCACGACUACGGGAAGGAGGGUAAGACACACAGCGGGGGUACACCUUUCAGGGGGAAAAAAGGACUCGUUUUCUAACGGCGCCAACAACAACAACAACAAUAGAACAAAAAAAAAAGCCACGAAAAAGAAGACGACGAUAAAAAAUACCUGCAAAAAAGAGAAAUCGAAACAACGAUACAAACUACAAGUUCGAGAUAUU